Messenger RNA from Knipowitschia caucasica, 957 nucleotides. Lineage: Eukaryota; Metazoa; Chordata; Actinopteri; Gobiiformes; Gobiidae. The record is from the annotation of a GenBank genome assembly.
AUGGACUGGGGCUGGAGGAGUGUUCAUGUGACUGCAGCGCUGUGGUUCUCCGUGCAGACCACAUGUUUGACUAUUGCUUUAGAAACCCUCCAGUCUUCUCUUUCCCUCUUCCUCCAGACUAUCGCUUUAGAAACCCUCCCGUCCUCUCUUUCCUUCUUCCUCCAGACUAUUGCUUUAGAAACCCUCCAGUCCUCUCUUUCCUUCUUCCUCCAGACUAUUGCUUUAGAAACCCUCCAGUCCUCUCUUUCCUUCUUCCUCCAGUCUGACUAUCGCUUUAGAAACCCUCCAGUCCUCUCUUUCCUUCUUCCUCCAGACUAUUGCUUUAGAAACCCUCCAGUCCUCUCUUUCCUUCUUCCUCCAACUAUCGCUUUAGAAACCCUCCAGUCCUCUCUUUCCUUCUUCCUCCAGACUAUUGCUUUAGAAACCCUCCAGUCCUCUCUUUCCUUCUUCCUCCAGACUAUUGCUUUAGAAACCCUCCAGUCCUCUCUUUCCUUCUUCCUCCAACUGACUAACGCUUUAGAAACCCUCCAGUCUUCUCUUUCCUUCUUCCUCCAGACUAUCGCUUUAGAAACCCUCCGUCCUCUCUUUCCCUCUUCCUCCAGUCUGACUAUCGCUUUAGAAACCCUCCAGUCCUCUCUUUCCCUCUUCCUCCAUCCGACUAACGCUUUAGAAACCCUCCAGUCCUCUCUUUCCUUCUUCCUCCAGACUAUUGCUUUAGAAACCCUCCAGUCCUCUCUUUCCUUCUUCCUCCAGUCUGACUAUCGCUUUAGAAACCCUCCAGUCCUCUCUUUCCCUCUUCCUCCAACUAUUGCUUUAGAAACCCUCCAGUCCUCUCUUUCCUUCUUCCUCCAGUCUGACUAUCGCUUUAGAAACCCUCCAGUCCUCUCUUUCCUUCUUCCUCCAGUCUGGGGCAGAGCGCAGGCCGGACAGUUGGACUCACACUUCACUUGGGACUAA